Paramuricea clavata is the source of this 6135-nucleotide messenger RNA. NCBI's taxonomy places the organism in Eukaryota, Metazoa, Cnidaria, Anthozoa, Malacalcyonacea, Plexauridae. The record is from the annotation of a GenBank genome assembly.
CGAAGGAAUUGCUCAAGAAUUAUUUCAUGGUGUUUAGGGGAUUUUGUUUGGUUUAUCAUUCCUCUUCAUACACAGGAAAUUAGUACUGUUUUUGUUACAUGGUUGAUAGGAUCUUUGCUCUUUCCCGGAUCUGGCCGGGAUGUGGGGAGAAAAUCCCGCCUUUCCAUGUUUGUUACUAGCAUUUGAAGGUAUCACUUUUAUAGUUGAGUGAAUUAAUAACAUUGGAAAACAAUUUUUUUGAAUAAACAACGUUUCAGUUCUGUGCCUGUUCAUGACGCGAUACUACAUGAAGUUCUUUGCCAGGCGUUUUUAAACAUGGCGGAUUACAAAGUGAUUUUCACGUGUUUAUUUUCAAGUGUAUCUCGGCACCCUAGAUGUCUUUUAAGAACGCUUUCUUUAAGACAAAGGUUGUUCACAACUGGUUCCAUACAGAGGAAGGAAAAUGAAGGAGAGAAUUCUACGAAUAUGUUUGAAUUUUAUCAUAAAAAUCCCGAGCAUUUGCAAGAGCGGCAAAUCAGAGAAAUUAAGUUUGAUGUUGACCAAGAACUUAUGGUUGAAAAGGAGAAAACAGAAAGAAAGCCACCUGUUAUUGAACCUGAAAAAGCAGCAUGGAGCGAAGGGUGUAAGAGAGUGGGGGCUAUUGGAGUGAAGUUAGGAAUGAUGCCUUUAUGGUUGAAGAACGGUCAGAGAGUUCCAGUGACUGUAGUACAGGUGAUGUAUAUAGAUCAGGUGGUUUCAUUCAGGGUUGUCGGAGAUGGGUUGGGUGGGUUUUGUUGAACACCAUUAGAUAGACGAUAUUAGGGCCCAGAAUCUGUGGUGGACACUUCAUGAAAUAUUUGGGGAGAGGGAGGGGGGGGGAGGGGUUAGGUUGUCAGUAUAUGACCACCUUCCAGUACGUGUGGAAAGUUUGUAUUGGGCAGUGGAGAUAUUGGGCACACAAUUUUGAUGUUUUCUAUAUAUUUACUACGAAAUGUUCUCUGCCGUGCAAUUUCUAAACUUUCCAGUCAGGACCACCUUUUGUAGCUGGAAAUCUAUUAAGUUCUUUGAAAAUUUCAAUUCUGGUUAAAUUUUUGCCAAAGCUCUGUAGAUAGCAAGAUGGAAAAUUGAUGAUAUUAAAUUGGAUUGGGCAAAUUGUGUCAGUUGUCUAGAAAGACUGGUUUGUAAUGGGGUUAAGAAGGUGGCUAGAACAAUUAUGGAAUAUGUGUUUCUGGUGUUCCACUGCUGUCAAGCAAACUUUUCAGCUUUUCCAGUGUGCCCUCAGAGUAACAUUGCCAACACAUAAUUGUAGAAUAGCAGAUUGCUGUUCCAUCAUAAGUUUAUAAAUGUCAUAAUGAAUAUUAGAAAAUAUUGGGAUUGUUUUCAAAUUACAAAGAUUAAAGAUUGCCAAGUUCUGGCAACAAGAAUAUCCAGAGAACUUGGUGGAAAUGAUGAUGUAACUGCUUUAGAAGUUGGAGCCAUAAAUGAAAAAGAUCUGGAAAAGGUAGAAACAGAAAUUGGAAUAUCUCAUGGUGCACCAUUUCACAUCUUGUCUUCUAUCUUGGUCAUUAAAUGUUAUAAUAACAUACUGCCUAUUACAUGUAAACCUCUGUUACAAGAUCAUAAAUUUUGGCAGAAUGGAUAAAUCAGCAAUAUUUCAUUUACAUAAAAAUAUCACUUACUGCACAGAGCACAGAGCUAGCCCAUGGACAAAAUACCUCAAUUUUGAGACACUUUCUUCAGAGUCUGAAAUAACGGUUACCAAUGGGCUCCAGGAGACAAAAUGGAAUCGAAAAAUGUCCAACCAAAUUUGAAACUUCUUUGAUGAAAUUUCAUUUUGGUCAGUUUUUGAACGUAAUUUCAGGGUCUGUUGAUUGUGUGCUUUUGUGGCUGAUAGCUAGCCUGAUACUGACAAUAAAUUACGUAUCUCCUUUUUUGUGUACAUUACUGCAUAAUCUGAAUUAUUUAGUCACUGACUGACCAAUCCAAAUUAUCCUCGGGCACCAUGAUACACCACAGGAACAAUUUAAGUUAUUAAAUUGAAAAGAAAACCAAUGUUUGUUAAGGUGAACAAGACAGAUUUUGGACGUUUUGUUAAAUAUGGCGUUCUUCCUAAGAAAAAAGUUUCAAGUUUUUCUGUCAGUCCCAGCGCUCUUCUUUUACCAGGUGAAUAUUCAAUAGAGGUAGGCAAAUAAAUUCGAAAUUGGGAAGAUCAGUCAUUAGUUAGGGCAACAGGGAUAUUAGAACUGUCUGUGCCAGUGUAGGUAGUGCCAAUGAAAUGAACAAGCUUUCGUUGGUAGGGAUGCAACUACCUGAAAAAUAUAUAAGGAGAAUUUCGACGUUUCGAGCGAAGGCCCUUCGUCUGGAGUUACUUGCCAAACUCCCGACGUAGCGCCUUCGCUCGACACGACAAAAUUCUCCUCCAAGAUUUUACUCGUCAAGGCUCAAAGUGCUGGCACUCGAUAGUUCAAACAAAAAUCUUUGACAGACCCAAUCCUGGAAACUACAGUUAUAUGACAACUAAGUCUAUAUUAUUUAUUAUGAGAAUAUAGUUUUCUGGUUUUAGGAACAGAAAUUCUGAGUGGACAUUUUUAUCCAGGACAAUUUGUUACAGUACAAGCGAAAACGUAAGUUAGGAUAAAUAGUAAAAAAAAGGUUAAGGUGGCUCGAUACAGUUUUCAAAAAUUCAGGUGUUUAACACUUUGACAUGUUCAAACUACGUAUUUUUAGGAUUUAUUCAGCAGAUAUUGGGUUUUUUAUAUAUUUUGAUAACUCUACUUUCAAAUUAUAUUAGUUUUAGUAACAGACAGAUCGUUGCUAUGACGACAUACGUGUACGAAAUUCACUCCAAAAUGGCCUAUCGUCUCGUAUAGUUGGAAAAAAAGCAUGGUGACCCCCAAUUUUUUUUCGUGCAUUAUUUUACUUGGACGAAAAGCUAACAAUUAGCAAAAUAUAAAAAAAUUCUGUAAUGCCAUUUUUUUGGAAAAUGCGAAAAUGUCAUAUUCUUCGGUAAAAUUUUUUUGGCAUUACAGAAUUUUUUUAUUUUUUGUAUAAUAAAAGUUUUUAGCGGUGCAAUACAGCAUGCAAAAUUUGAACAUAUGUCACCAGACAAAAUAAAGAGAUAUAGCGCAUUGUUUUUCUAAAAUGGAAAAUUCUAAUGACGUCAGCAAUUGACAUAAAACGCUAUAGAACACGCGGAAUGGCGUGAUAUGGCGCGAGCAACUGCUCACGUCAGGUUAUUUUGGAAGUUCUUUAAUUUUGUCAGGAUUUUGUUAAUCAGUUUCCGCGACCUGCGCGUAAAAAUAGUCGCCCGGUUUUGAGUUCGCGAUUCUUGAGCAGGAUUUUUGUAAUAACUAUAUCGAGCCACCUUAAACCAUGUCGCUGCAAUGCAUCUAAUGCCAGACAAUUUUACGUAUCAAGGGAGAAUCUUGUGUAGUAAUGGGUUAACCAAACUAUCUGCCAAUGUGUCUUGUUAACCAUUAAGCUGCAAUACACUCAAAUGCACCUUACUCUAAUUAAAUAUUUUACUUUGUAUAAAGCUAGACAAUUGUCUAACCCCGUGUCAUGUACGCAUAUGCACCUAUUUUUAUACUUUUCGCUUUUAUUUACUUGUUUUUGUGCGUACAGAAUUUUGUAAUGCGUACUAGGUACAUAUAGCGUUCUCCGUGCAUGGGCACGUUGUCUCACAAGAGACACGACGGGUCUAAAGCCAGCUCAUGUUCCCUAUUGGCGAAUAUCCAGAUAUGAUUAUUAGCCAGUAAUCAGUCCAGUCUAAAAUUUUUAAAUGUCGCAUCGGUGGCUACGGGCCUGCAUGUCAAUAUUGUUAUUGACAACUCUUUUUUACAGGAAGGACAAAGGAUUUCAAGGUGUAAUGAAGAGAUGGGGAAUGAAGGGUCAACCUGCGUCUCAUGGACAGACAAAAACACACAGAAAGAUGGGAGCAACUGGAGGCGGAGGGGUGAUUGUCUUUCUUUUCAUUAUCUUCCAAUUUGAAGACUCGCUUAUUUUAAUGGAUGCCCCAAAAAUUUGCUUUACCUGCUCUAUAUGUUCUUGGCCGUUUGGCUUCCGCCUUACGAUUUAAGGGUGGAUGGUAGGGAAAGGACAGAGUGAACCCCACUGUUAAUUGGACGGCCGAGAAACUAGUCUUGACUUCACAUUUUUAAAUUUGUUUCAGACUCCAGGUCGAAUCUGGCCAGGAAAGAAGAUGCCUGGUCACAUGGGAAAUAAGAAUAGAACAAUUUACGGUGCUAAGGUACGUUCAUCUUGUUGAAAAUCAACGUUUCAAAAACCGUGACCAAAAACCCUAAAUACACUCUUCCGGAAAGUACUCGGUUGUAGUGUCUUGUUUUCGUGAUUUCAUACAUUGGUUUAGAGUCCUUUAUCUUGUUACAUGUGACACAUUUACGAAAUCAUUCAGUUAUAUUUAGAUCAUUUAAGAGACCUUUAUAUAAUUAGGUCGUCAGUAACAAGAUAAAGGGCUUUGAAGCCGAUAUCUCAAUCGCGAAAACGAAGGUCCUUUAUGAAAGGGUCUAUUGAAAUGCAACCUCGUCCAAAUAUUUUCCCCAUACAACAGCAAAGGCCAGAAAAUUGAAAUUAUUGAUCCUUGUAUGCAAUAAACCAGUACCCAAGUUUUAUCAGAGAGUUUCAGACUUGACUUCCACUACCGCUCACUUUAGCCAAUCAGAUGCGUUUGAUAUAUUCAAUUAACCAAUCAGAUGCGUUUGAUGUGUCCGAUUAACCAAUCAGAUGCGUUCGAUGUAUCCGAUUAACCAAUCAGAUGCGUACUACAGCCAGCGAGAGGUAGCGGAAGUCAAAGCUAAAUCUCUCUAUCUUCAAUUUUAGAUUUACCGUAUCAAUACAAAAUACAAUGUACUCUAUAUUCAUGGUCAGAUACCUGGACCGAACGGCGGCAUGGUCAAAGUGAAAGAUGGUGUAGCAGGUCACAAACAGCCACCUCCAUAUCCAACAUAUUUACCCCAUCAUCAUGGACCUUUACCUGAAGAACUGAUAGAUGAGAGUAUACAGGACUUUGAAGAUGAUUCAAUAAGCUUUUCUAAAGGAUAAGGAUGUCUUAGAAUUUGGUCAACAAAUGUGAAAAUGUCGUAUUUACUCGAUUUCAAUGGAAACCGCCUAGGAAACGUUACCCUCUGUUAAACGCAGCAAGUUUGACUUAAAUAUUUCACGAUAUGCUCGAAUUAGGCUGGAUUAACAGCCUUCAUUAGGGGAAUGUAAGUUCCCCCACUCCUCAAGGAGAAUCAACGGUCGGUUCGAAGCCAGCAGAUUUUUACAUGGCAUAUAUUUCGUCGCUUGCCAUUGGACACAAAAUGGAAUACAGACACAGACAAUUCAAGAUGGCGAAUUAACUUAACAAUUUACAUAAAGCACAUGUUUACAUCUGAUUACAAGUGGAAUAUUUUCCGAUUGCAGUUCGUUAUUUUUUCUUCAUUCAAUUGUUUUUCAUUCUUCCUGCUUUGAAUUUGGAUAUUUUUCUUGUUUCUGGUUUCUGUUGCUAUAGAAAAAGAAAGUGAUAAAAUCACGGGUUUCACAUCGUAUUCACACGUAAUACCCAAUACAAUGAGGAUGAAAUAAUAUACCUUAUCUUUUUCAAUGCUAGCGCUUGUACUUGGUAUAUCUUUAUGCUCAACAACAACAUCAGCAAAUGCCUAAAGAGUGGGUCAGUCAAAAAAUGUUAGAGCAUCCGUCUAGAAUAUGAAGGAUGGUGGGUUCAAACCCCACUUCGGGCUUAGGAUUUUUCUGGGCUACUUGUGUAUGAAGAUUUUAAAGAGUAUUUUCUUCCUCCAGUUCAACCCCUCGCCAUUUUUGUCAAUGUCGUUAACUCCGAAGCUUUUAUUAUACCUGAAGCACUUUUUCUUCUUUGGUAUUAUGCUCUUGAUUUUGGGUCAAGUUACCCUGUUGUAGUUCAGGUAUUUUUGACAUUGAUGAUUGUUCAUCUGUGGAGUUCUUCAAUUGAGAAUGUUGUUGUUCCAUGUUUUUCUCGAGAUAGUGUGUGAGAAUAUCUGCUGGUGAAGUUAUAUUUUGUCUUUUUUCGUGACUUUCCAUUUCUUCAUGACUUGUAAUCUAAAAUUAGAAUUUUCUCUAUAUGGUUUUUGUACUAUUACAACAUGAGCAGACACGUUGUAUGGGAUAUACAAACUCGAG